AUAUAAGUAAGGAAUGGGUAGCAGUAAUAGCACCCAGAAGGGUUCAAGCUCGACACAAUCACCCAUUUCCAAUUCUGCAGUUGGAGAUGGCAUCAAGUCUAUCCGAACAACGAGUGUUUUCAAAGCUAUCAACUUUGAGCUGUAUGUUAAACCUAACUUGGCUGUUAUGUCAUUUGGUGUGGUAGCAAUUAUAUGCAGUGGAGCAUACUUAGCAUAUAUGAAGUCUCAACAGCGAGAAUCCAAGACCUAUGUUGCAAUAGCGGAAGAUGGCACGCAAUCCCUUACCCAAAAGAAAUCCAAAUGGGAUUGAAUGUUACAAUAAUAGAUGCAAUAUUUGCAUGGUAAUUAAAUGGCAUCUUAUUCUACAAUAAACUUAAAAGAAUAAAAUUAAAAUAUUAUAAAAACAGAAAGUGGGUAUUUAUUUUGUACAGUUGAUUCCAAGUCUAAGAAAUUUCAAAACCUAAGAAUGAGUGUUAUUUUAAGCUAUAUAGCUUUGUAAAAAUACAAAAUAAAAUUCCUUGACUGCAGAUUAAAAUUUUUAAUGCUUACAAACUACAGGUACUUGUAUAUUAACUAUAGCCUCACAACCUAAACUUAUUUUGUAAUGAAUUUGUUUUAUAAUAAAUACACAACUUAA
Homarus americanus (American lobster) is the source of this 637-nucleotide messenger RNA. Its product is annotated as small integral membrane protein 8-like. The transcript has 2 exons. The record is from RefSeq and is a predicted model, not a curated record. The coding region runs from base 14 to 310 and encodes 98 amino acids. NCBI's taxonomy places the organism in Eukaryota, Metazoa, Arthropoda, Malacostraca, Decapoda, Nephropidae.